ACAUUUGCAUAAAACAGAUUUAAAAUAUGAAUGCAUAUAAUGGUAAAAUUUACAGGUGUAGCAUGAAAAGAGAAUUAAAUAAACGUGGACAUAGCAUAGAAGAGAUCCAAAAAGUCAUGCACAUUACCUACGGAAUUCAUAGGUGUCCGGUCGGUGACGCCAUCUGGCGCGAUGUCGGCGCGUCGCCGCCACUGCUGCGGGUCUGACGUGUGCGUGUGCUAAGUUUCGAAAACGGGGCCCGAGAAUUCGAAUGCACGGCGAGCCGAUGGAGGUAAGUGGCCGUCGUUGCCGCGCGUCGUGUCGUGCCGUGUGUGUGUGUAUGUGCGGAUUUGACAGCGCGCUGCCAAGAGAGUUAACCUGAAAAAUGGCCGAAUCGCGCGACUCAGCCACGGUGGUGUCGAGCGCGGCGGCGACCGGCGGCGCCGCGUCUGGACAGCAGCAGCAGCCGGCUCUCGUGGAAUCAGCGGCCCAGGGGAACGAGGACCCGUCCAGCUGUACAGUGGCCGCCGUGGAGGAGAAUACAAAGACUGUUGUGACGAGUGAAGUUGCAGACAAGGAGCAAAUUAAGACGCAGAUUAAUGGCGAUAUCGGUAUGUAUUCUGCAAUUAGAAAAACUCUGGCUAUUCUCGUCAAUCCUCUAGCCGUAAGUUACAUAAUACAUUUAAAUUUACUAUUUAUAACUAUUUGUGUCUUUAUUUUUAAUCGUUUGAAUUAUAAUGAAGACAUUAUAUUCAUAUCACUUUCACGUUUCGCCAUUCCAGUACUGUCUGUAUUCGCCACACCCACGAUUGUCACUUUCACAUGUGCGAUCUUCGAACUUGUAUAUGAUUUGAUACGUAUACAUUUAAGAAAACAUGUGAAACUGACAGUUACCUGAUAAGCGUUUGCUAUUCAUUAUAACUUAACUGCAACACCAUGAUUCAAUUGCCGCAAUGAUCAAGCGCAGGCACAAAUAAGAGAAGAAUUUGAAAUUAAAAGAUUAAAUUACAUAAUUAUAAUCAAUUAUGUACAGAAAUCACAUUGAUUUACGUAGAAAAACGAGAAAUUAUUUUUAAUCUUUAAAUUAAUUAAAAAUAUUUAAGUACAGAAUAAAAAGUAACGCUGGGGUUGCAAAACACAACUUUGGAAAAAUAUAAUAUCCAUGAAAGAAGUAGGUAUUUUUCGUGGCAGGUUUUAACAAUGUGAAGCUUUCAGUGCGAUUUGGAAAUGUUUAUAUGGCGUGUCUAUAAUGGUCUUUGUUUUUAAUGGAAAAUCCACCAUUGAUUUAUGUGUAUUGGCGUAUCAGUAGUUAGCUAGUCCCUAGGGCAGCACAUUCCAGCUAAGCUAGAUGAUCGUAUAGUUAUAGCGUCUCAGGUAUCCAAGAGACUAUCGAUAGUCAGGUAAACGAUUCAAAAGUGGAAUAGGGCAGGACAUAAAGGUAGCGUCAUAUUAGGAGGAUUACAAAAAGGAUUAUGGGAAAACGAGACGAGGUCACAGUUAAAUGUGAAACAUUUAAUAUACAAUAGAAUAAUAAUACCUACAUAGAUAUAUUUACAGGGUAUAUAUUACCGAGAAAAAUCAGAAAAACGUAGAAUUUUGUUUUUUUAUCUUUAAAAGUGAAUUCUUGUGGAUUUUGUGGAUUGGGGAAAAUUGUUGGAAUUUUACUCUAAAAUUUUUUAAUUCUAUCUCUAACAAAAUUGCUUCUAUUUUUAUUUUUUUGUCAAUAAUGAUAAAAUAUACAAAACGUCGAAAAUCGAUUAGCAAUAAAUAUAGCAUAUACAUUCAUGUACGCUUACGUAUACAUUCUCGUGUAACUCGCGAGUUUUUAUUUAAAAAAUCAGCGACAAUAAAAGAUAGUACGUUGUUCUGAAUUGGUAUUGUGUAUUUAAUCACGUGUUAUAUUCAGUUUUUAGUCAGCAACAUGGAACAUAUCGUUAUAUGUUUUAUUUAUUUUAUAUGUUAUUUCUUUUUAAUACUUUCUGAAAAUUCAAAGCAAGUAACUUUUCUAUAUAUUAGAGCAUUAAGAUAUAUAAUAAGAUAUACAUUUAGUUCAAGGCUGCAUUAAAAAUUCUCUAAUCUUCCCUCGAAUUUUGAAUAAAAUUCCUGGAGAACCGGAAAAUUUCAAGGAAUUUUUUAAACAAAAUUUACGUACCCUGUAAUUUAUUUUCUCUGUUUUAUUAAACAAAAUUUUUUAAAAGUGCAAUCUACAAUUACCCGCGCGCACGCACAGGUAAAAUGUCCACCCUCGGUACAUUUCGCACGGCUUAAAUUAGGCGACAAGGACCAGUCUGAUCCGAGUUUUUCACGUAGUCACGAUCGUUAGCGUCUCCGGCUACGAUACGAGGUAUAAAAGCCGACGCGCGCGAGCAACACGUUAAUUGCAGUUGCGAGAGAGAGAGAGAGAGAGAAAAAGUUACGUCGAACGCGGCAUAGAUGCCUCGUCCGUACCGCGCGCGCAGACCAGCUCGGCCCGGCUCGGCUCGACUCGGCUCAGUUCGGCGGCUGCCAGCCGGCUGCUGCUGCCGCCGUCUCUCGCCGCGCCGCGCCGCGGUCCACGGUCCCUCGUUCCGGUGACGCGAGAAGGCGCUCCGGUCGCAUGGCCGUCCUCAGUACUCGCGAGCCUCGCUCGGUGUGUGUUUCGUGGUGUGCUUGUCGUCGCCGUGACUGUCGUUUUCCACACGGGGUUCCUCUUCGGCCGCCCGUCCACACGAUCUCUUCCCCCCCCUCGCAAUUAAUUCCGUUCGCGAAUCCGUCCCGCCGGUUGCGACGGCCGUCUCGUCGCGAUCCUCCGCCGCCGCGAACGAUACCCCUCAUUCUCUCCUUCUCUCACUCUCCUUCUCCGUCGCUCUCACGCGAACGGGAGGAAAAGACGACGGCGGUGGCGGCGGCGGCGGCGGCGUCCGUUGAGUUUGUGUCGCUCUCGGGCGGCGCGUAUUCGUGUGCCAGUGUGAGUGAACGGUGUGCGUUGUGUACAGCACAAGUCGUUGGCGGCGCCUGGGAUCUUCCCCCCUCCUCCCGCGCCAUCUCUCUCCCUCCCUCUCUCUCUCUCUCUCUCGUGACGUUUUCUUCCCAUCCGCGUGACUCCGGCGGCGGUGAAUUUCGUGAUACGGAGUUUGGAGUACUACGCGCCGCUCCCGUGUGUUUACGAUCGUUGCGUCCUCUCACCUAUCGCCGUCUCGCUCUCAUCUCCUCUCACCUGCCUGCCUGCCUGCCUGCCUGGCUGGCUGGCGCGGACAGGUGUCUCGUGGUAGCAAAGCAACGAAGGAGAGAGAGAGAGAGGGAGAGAGAGCGCGCCAACGCCUGGCAUCUCUGUGAUAUAACGCCUCGACGGCCCUUCCCGAAUCCUGCCGAGAAAAAAAACGCAGAAAGCCCUCCACUGCCCGAGUCGUCGUCGUCGACGACGUGCCGGAGAAAAGUGCGUACCCGUAAAACGUAUACGUUAUUUUUCCCCGUGCAACGCGAUCUCUCGCGCGCGCAGUUCGGCGUGUCCAUUCUUUCCGCUCGUUCAUUUCGCGCGGUGCGGUGUACGGGCGCGCGCGCGUGUGCGUGCGUGAGUGAGAGCAACGCGAGGGGCGAGGGAAAACUGUUUACGCCUACGACAACGUUACAACACGCCCUCGCGGGCGACGCGGCCUCUGUCCUUGGAGGUUAGUCAGUCGGUCGUGCGAGCAGUGAAUGGACGCUUCUUCGCGCGACGCGCUCUCCGAAUCCGCCGCCCGGCGUUCGUCGCGCCGCGUUUGGAAAAUCGCUCUGUGAGAGAGAGAAAAAAAAAAAA
This is a messenger RNA of Monomorium pharaonis (pharaoh ant), 3754 nucleotides long. RefSeq lists its product as uncharacterized. NCBI's taxonomy places the organism in Eukaryota, Metazoa, Arthropoda, Insecta, Hymenoptera, Formicidae. The record is from RefSeq and is a predicted model, not a curated record. The transcript is spliced from 4 exons. Bases 365 to 877 code for a protein of 170 amino acids.